This is a messenger RNA of Didymodactylos carnosus, 1272 nucleotides long. The record is from the annotation of a GenBank genome assembly. NCBI's taxonomy places the organism in Eukaryota, Metazoa, Rotifera, Eurotatoria, Philodinida, Philodinidae.
AUGUUUCAUGAGUUGAACGUCACUAAUUCUUCUCAACAUUUAUUUCAUCGUACAUUGCAAAAAAUUGGUGUUUAUUAUAUGAUCCUUAUCUUUGGAUUAGGCUUUAUUGGAAAUUCAAUAUCCUGUUUUAUAUUUACUCGAAGUAAAUUACGGCGAUUAGGUUGUAGUUCUUAUUUGACAGCUUUAUCAUUAUCAGACAAUGGAUAUCUGUUAUGCCUUGCUAUCAUAUGGUUAGAAAAUGUAAGAAUUUAUAUUUUUCAUUAUAAUGGAAUUUGUCAAGCCACCGUAUAUUUAACAACAGUAUUCAGUUCAUUAUCCGUUUGGUUUACAUUAGCCUUCACCACCGAACGUUUUGUUGUUGUUGCUUAUCCUCUCAAACGUCAUUAUUAUCGUUCAACUACUCGUGCUCGUGUUGUCAUAUUUUGUUUAACCGUUAUUGCUGGCGUAUUAUAUUCAUCGUCAUUAUGGACAAACGGUAUUGAAAUUAUCAAUGCCACAACGACUGUUCUACCCGUAUAUGGUAGUCGAUGUGUCACUAUUCGUGAAUGGCUUAAAUUCACUCGUCGAAUGAACAUUUGCGACGUUUUUCUUACAUUUAUUUUACCUUUUAUCGGUAUUGUGACAUUUAAUUUACUUAUUAUAUACAAAUCAGGAAAUUAUGAUCGUCUAUUAGAAAAAAAUCAUAUACAAUCAUCAUCGGCUGGUUUAAAAAAUUUAGUUAAACAUCGACUAAAACGAUCAACAUAUCAUAAACGAAUAACAAGAAUGUUAUUGAUUAUUAGUUCUACAUUUUUACUAUUGAAUACACCGAUGCAUGUAUUAAAAAUAUAUUAUUUUUUCUUCAGUCCACCAAACGUUGAUGAUAAAACAUCAAAUGAAAGUAUUAUCGAACAGUUUACAUUUUAUCUAUUUUAUACUAAUUUUAGUAUUAACUUUUUUCUCUAUUCACUUUGUGGAAAAAAUUUUCGAACAUCUCUCUCGACACUAUUUCAUUUUCGAACACUGACAACAAAAAAAGUGAAAGGUGUCGAUGACGGUAUGGGAAUAACAGAGAAUCAUCUUUAUAAUAAUCCUAAUAACAGUAGUACAGCAAGUCAUGAACAAAUGACAACAACAAUAGGUGGUGGUGAUCAACGUUUACGUAAUGAUAGUAAACGAUAUUUAUCAGCAACUAUAAAAUAUCAUCAUAAUACAAAACAGAAAAAAAAAUCAUUAAAAGUUGAAUUAAUACCAUCAUUACAAUCACAUUAUUCACAAUUAUCAGUCAAAUAA